This is a messenger RNA of Metopolophium dirhodum (rose-grain aphid), 1618 nucleotides long. RefSeq lists its product as uncharacterized. The record is from RefSeq and is a predicted model, not a curated record. The transcript is spliced from 2 exons. NCBI's taxonomy places the organism in Eukaryota, Metazoa, Arthropoda, Insecta, Hemiptera, Aphididae. Bases 915 to 1604 code for a protein of 229 amino acids.
CCCGUCUAACCUAGCCAAUGAUUCUAUUACAACUUGAUCAGAUAACGGAAUAUUUUAAAAAUGAUUAUAAUAUUGAAAAAGACGCGACACUCGAAGAAUUUGUAGCAAUAAUCAAAGGAAUUCAAAUUGAAUUAAUAUCUAAACAUGUACUGAAGAACAAAUAUAGUUUUAUAAAUCAGAUAAAACUGCUUGCAACUGACCAACUAGCAAUCGGUUGGAUGGAGAAACUUAAUAAAUCAUGAAAAGUAUGAAUGCGUGAUUUUUAUUUAUUUUAAUUAUACUAAAAUAUCUAUUUAAUUAGGGUGUCGAAGAAAAUUACGGUCCGGAAGAUUUCUUCUCGCCUCCGUUUACUCAGAGUUGUAUGUCUCGGCCAAGCAAACAGUCAAAGAAGACGGUAAUCUUAUAAAUAAUAAUAAUAAUAAUAAUAAUAAAUAUACUUUAUAAUCAGGUGAACGAUGAAUACGAUGGACCCGCCCCCGCCAGAGACGAAACAAAAAAUUUAAAAGUAAAGAAAGUAUAUUAUAAUCAUUUGAAACCUUGAAUAUAAUUGUAUUAAUUUUUUAGGAUUUUUUCGAGACAUAUUAUUCAGCGAUGACACCAAUAGAAGCCGACAAUAUUAUAGCAGACGAAAACAAUUGUUUUUCUCAAUAUUUGUUUUGAUAUAUACAGUUUGUAUAAUAUUUAAAAAAUAAAAAAAUCUUUUUUCUCUAAAUCAUAUAUGUUUUUACUCCCGCCCAUAAAAAGGGCGGGACCACCUUGAGAUUCACCUAUCUAAAUACACCCACCCCAUUAAUACUAGCGGUAUUAGCGCCCCGGUAUCACACCACAAGACAGUCGUGAGUCUUCCGUCAAACGAGUCGCGUGUGCCUUAUUACUAACUUAUUUCGAGACAGUCGUGAACGUACAUAACAAAAAUGGCUAAUAAUCUGAUCGAUUGUACUACAUUUUUUGUUGAUAGCAAUAUUUUUAUAAAUAUAGGAUUAGAUCCUGAUUUUUUGUUAAAUUGCGUUAUAUGCGUCUCAAAUAACUUGCAGUGUGUUAAAAUGAGUGUUGAAUUAUAUAAAUCUCUAAAUAUAGCUCUUAACAACAUACAUUUUUUACUACCAUCUCAUUUACUGUUGGAGGAGUUUAAAUUGAUAUCAAUAGAAGAAUACAACGGUGACAACGUUCUCUCAAUAAAGUGUUUGCAACAGGAUCAAGAUGUGCAAUUAACUAAAGAGAAUGUUUCAAGGAUCUUGCAAUUAAGUGAUGCUAUUGAAGAAGUCAUUCAGAUGAAAAAUGUAUACACACGGUCUACUGCAUUAAAUCAGGCCAGUAAAAUUGCAAUGUAUCUUGGAAAGGAAAUGCCGUUACCCAAAGAUACAAAAAUAAACCAUGUUGAAGAUUAUUUGACCCGUAUCGAUGUCCAAGAAUUGAAAGAACAACUUCCGUUCGCUGGUCUUUGUUUAAUAGCAGAUUUGAAGAUUAAAGCAGUCAAACAAUUGGCAAGGGGUUGGUUAUCUUCUUCGAUCGAAACUAAGCCUGAAGUCAACAGGCUGACGACGAGGGAAUUCCUAGCACGUAAAAGGGCAAAAGCAACCCGCAGAUUAAGUUUUCAUCUAUAAUAUUUUAUUAUGUA